This is a messenger RNA of Podarcis raffonei (Aeolian wall lizard), 1458 nucleotides long. It is a transcript of the gene ALG10, whose product is annotated as ALG10 alpha-1,2-glucosyltransferase. Gene Ontology annotation, molecular function: dolichyl pyrophosphate Glc2Man9GlcNAc2 alpha-1,2-glucosyltransferase activity. The transcript has 3 exons. Gene Ontology annotation, biological process: dolichol-linked oligosaccharide biosynthetic process; protein N-linked glycosylation. The coding region runs from base 43 to 1458 and encodes 471 amino acids. Gene Ontology annotation, cellular component: endoplasmic reticulum. The record is from RefSeq and is a predicted model, not a curated record. NCBI's taxonomy places the organism in Eukaryota, Metazoa, Chordata, Lepidosauria, Squamata, Lacertidae.
GCGUUUCUUGCCCGGUUCCCCUCCCGGCCCCCGGCGCCAGCAAUGGAGCGCUCCGAGGCCUACUACUUCUCGGCGGCGCUCAGCUGCGCCUUCCUCGCCUCGUGCCUACUCUUCUCGGCGCUCAACCGACAGCAGCGCUCGCCCUACAUGGACGAGGCCUUCCACGUCCCUCAGGCGCACGCCUACUGCGAGGGGCGCUUCCAGCAGUGGGACCCCAUGAUUACUACACUUCCUGGUUUAUAUUUGGUGUCAGUUGGAAUUGUGAAACCUGCAGCGUGGCUCUUUGGGUGGUCUGGAAGCAUAGUCUGCUCUACAGGAAUGCUCAGAUUCAUCAAUCUUCUCUUCAGCAUUGGGAACUUCUAUUUACUAUAUUUGCUUUUUUGCAGGAUGCACCAUAAGAAGGCUGCCUCUGGAUUCCAGAGAAUUCUGUCAACCUUGACGCUCGCAGCAUUUCCAACUCUUUAUUUUUUUACAUUCCUUUAUUAUACCGACACAGGCUCAACCUUUUUCACUCUCUUUGCUUAUUUAAUGUGCCUUUACGGCAAUCAUAAAACGUCAGCCCUGCUUGGGUUCUGCGGCUUCAUGUUUCGUCAGACCAACAUUGUAUGGACUGUGUUCUGCGGAGGAAGUGUCGUUGCACAAAAACUAAGCGAGGCCUGGAAGGCAGAGCUGUCGAAAAGCAAAGAGCAGAAGAACUCGCCUGCAAAGGGAUCCUUUUCAGAACUCCUCAGACUCUUCAGGUUUCUCCAGGCCUACCUCAUGUCACUUAAAAACCUAACCACUCUCUUUCUCUUGACAUGGCCAUACAUCAUGAUGGUGCUGGUUUUCUUCACUUUUGUGGUCCUCAAUGAGGGCAUUGUUGUUGGCGACAGGAGCAGCCAUGAAGCCUGUCUGCAUUUCCCCCAGCUUUUCUACUUCCUUUCUUUUACUCUUGUUUUUUCCUUUCCUCACCUAGUAACCCCUGGCAAAAUGGUCAAUUUUCUCCGUUCCGUCCAGAAGCAUUUUUUGCAAUACAGCAUCCUCACCACCGUCUCUCUAUUCCUCGUCUGGAAGUUUACGUUUGCUCACAAAUACUUGCUUGCAGACAACAGGCAUUACACAUUUUACAUAUGGAGAAAGAUCUUUCAAAGACACGAACUAGUGAAGUACAUAUUAGUUCCAGUCUAUAUAUUUGCUGGCUGGAGUUUCACGGAUGCCCUGAAAUCAAAAUCUGUUUUCUGGAAUUUGGUAUAUUUUUUAUGUUUAUUUGUUGUCACAGUUCCCCAGAAGCUAUUAGAGUUCCGUUACUUCAUUUUGCCAUAUAUCAUAUACAGGCUGAAUAUUCCUGUGCCAUCGCUUUCUAAACUUUUCCUGGAAUUGGCUUUUUAUCUUUUGGUGAACGUGGUGACUUUCCAUAUCUUUUUGAACAAACCUUUUCAGUGGCCGAACAGCGAGGAAAUCCAAAGGUUUAUGUGGUAA